AUGCCUUGGUGGAGUAUAAAUUCAUCAAAAGAUGAAAAGAAGAAACCUAACAAGGAGAGUAUCAUCGAUGCAUUUAAUCGGAAACUGGGGUUCGCCUCUGAGGAUAGGUCUAGUGGUGGUAGAUCGAGGAAGUCACGAAGACGGCGUGAUGAGAUUGUAUCGGAAAGAGGAGCUAUCUCUCGGUUACCAUCAAGAUCCCCAUCUCCUUCUACUCGGGUUUCACGCUGUCAGAGUUUUGCAGAAAGAUCUCCUGCUGUACCUCUUCCUCGUCCUACGAUCCGUGCUACAGUAACGAGCAAUGAUUCUGGAAUGAAUGGAUCACAGAGACCAGGUUUAGAUGCAAGUUUGAAGCCAUCGUGUCUGCCACUUCCAAAGCCCCAUGGUGCUUCUAGUGUGCCUGAUAAUUCAGGUGCCGAGGCUGAUUUUACCACUGCUUCUGUGUCUAGUGGAAGUUCUGUGGGUGACAAUCCAUCUGAUUCUCUUCUCAGUCCGUUGGCUUCUGAUUGUGAAAAUGGGAGCAGAACACCAGUAAACAUUUCUUCGAGGGAUCAUCCCAUGCAUAGUAACAAAAACUCAGCUGAGAUGUUCAAGCCAGUCCUUAAUUUGUCAAACAAAAAUCGGAUUGUAUCGACAUCUCCUAGGCGGAGACCUCUUGGCACUCAUGUGAAGAAUCUACAAAUCCCACAACGGGACAUAGUGCUCUGCAGUGCUCCAGAUAGCUUGUUGUCUAGUCCCUCAAGGAGUCCGAUGAGAUCCUUUGUCCCUGAUCAAGUCUCAAACCAUGGGUUGUUGAUUGGCAAACCAUAUACAGAUGUUUCUUUGCUUGGAUCUGGACAGUGCUCAAGCCCAGGUUCAGGUUACAACUCGGGAAACAAUUCCAUUGGUGGAGAUAUGUCUACGCAGCUGUUUUGGCCCCAGAGCAGGUGUAGCCCUGAAUGUUCCCCUGUGCCUAGUCCAAGAAUGACGAGUCCUGGUCCUAGCUCCAGAAUACAGAGUGGUGCCGUUACACCUCUUCAUCCUCGAGCUGGAGGAUCAACCACUGGAUCUCCCACUAGACGGCUUGAUGAUAACAAACAGCAAAGCCACCGUCUGCCUCUCCCGCCAUUGUUGAUCUCAAAUACUUGUCCGUUUUCACCCACAUAUUCAGCAGCAACAUCUCCUUCUGUCCCCCGAAGUCCAGCAAGGGCAGAGGCUACAGUAAGCCCUGGAUCGCGAUGGAAGAAAGGGAGAUUACUGGGGAUGGGCAGUUUUGGACAUGUGUAUCUUGGUUUUAACAGUGAAAGUGGUGAGAUGUGUGCCAUGAAAGAGGUUACUCUAUGCUCAGAUGAUCCGAAGUCAAGGGAGAGUGCCCAACAAUUAGGCCAGGAGGUUGCAGUUCUAAGCCGUUUACGACACCCAAAUAUUGUGCAGUAUUAUGGCUCUGAAACCGUCGAUGACAAACUGUAUAUAUAUCUGGAGUAUGUCUCUGGUGGUUCGAUCUAUAAGCUUCUUCAAGAGUAUGGACAAUUUGGUGAGAAUGCAAUCCGUAACUACACACAACAAAUCUUAUCAGGGCUUGCGUAUUUGCACGCCAAAAACACUGUUCAUAGGGACAUCAAAGGAGCAAAUAUAUUGGUGGAUCCUCAUGGACGUGUAAAAGUUGCUGAUUUUGGGAUGGCAAAACAUAUUACUGCUCAAUCCGGUCCGUUAUCAUUCAAGGGAAGCCCAUAUUGGAUGGCGCCUGAGGUGAUACAGAACUCAAAUGGCAGUAACCUUGCAGUCGACAUAUGGAGUCUCGGAUGUACUGUUUUAGAAAUGGCCACAACGAAACCUCCAUGGAGCCAGUAUGAAGGGGUUCCUGCUAUGUUCAAGAUUGGAAACAGCAAGGACCUUCCUGAUAUCCCCAAUCAUUUAUCUGAAGAAGGAAAGGAUUUCGUGAGGAAAUGCUUACAGAGAAACCCUGCAAAUCGUCCAACAGCUGCUCAGCUUUUAGACCAUCCUUUUGUGAGAAACGCAAUGCCAUUGGAAAGGCCCAUCGUGAGCGCCGAAUCUGCAGAGUCUAUGAAUGUAGCUUCAAGCACCAUGAGAUCACUGGACAUUGGACACGCGAGGAGUCUUCCCUGCUUAGACUUGGAAGAUGCAAGCAAUUACCAGCAGAAAGGAUCAAAACCUAGCUCCGGUUUCAGUAUCUCCCAGUCUCCUAGGAACAUGUCGUGCCCGAUCUCACCAGUCGGUAGUCCAAUCUUCCACUCGCAUUCACCUCACAUCAGCGGAAGAAGAUCUCCGUCACCGAUAUCUAGCCCGCACGCUCUCUCCGGCUCAUCAACGCCUUUAACCAGUGGCGGUGGAGCCAUCCCAUUUAACCACCAGAGACAAACGACGAUCAACUUCUUGCAAGAAGGCGGCGUAGGAUCAAGCAGAAGCCCCGGGAGUGGAGGAAACUUCUACAACAACAGCUUCUUUCAGGAGCCUAGUAGACAGCAAGAUCGGCCUCGGAGUAGUCCAAGGACGCCUCCUCAUAUCUUUUGGGACAACAACGGUUCGAUCCAACCGGGUUAUGGUUGGAACAAGGACAACCAGCCAGCUCUGUCUGAUCAUGUCUCGCAGCAGCUCUUGAGUGAGCAUCUGAAACUGAAGUCCUUUGACCUGAGACCCGGUUUUUCAACUCCCGGUUCGACAAACAGAGGACCCUAA
Microthlaspi erraticum is the source of this 2673-nucleotide messenger RNA. The record is from the annotation of a GenBank genome assembly. NCBI's taxonomy places the organism in Eukaryota, Viridiplantae, Streptophyta, Magnoliopsida, Brassicales, Brassicaceae.